Prionailurus viverrinus (fishing cat) is the source of this 427-nucleotide messenger RNA. It is a transcript of the gene CCL1, whose product is annotated as C-C motif chemokine ligand 1. NCBI's taxonomy places the organism in Eukaryota, Metazoa, Chordata, Mammalia, Carnivora, Felidae. Gene Ontology annotation, biological process: monocyte chemotaxis; cellular response to interleukin-1; positive regulation of ERK1 and ERK2 cascade. The transcript has 3 exons. Gene Ontology annotation, cellular component: extracellular region. The record is from RefSeq and is a predicted model, not a curated record. The coding region runs from base 74 to 358 and encodes 94 amino acids. Gene Ontology annotation, molecular function: chemokine activity; CCR chemokine receptor binding.
GCCAGGGAAGAGCUCUUAGCUUCACCAGACACAUCGAGACCGCUGCAAGGAGGUCUGAGCCAGACCCCCCAGGAUGAAGCUCAUCACUGUGGCCCUGGUGUGCCUGCUGCUGGCUGGGAUGUGGCUGCGCGAGGCGGACAGCAGGAGCAUGCACGUAUCGUCCUCCAACUGUUGCUUCACUUUUGUGGAGAAGAAGAUUUCCUCGCAGAGAAUCCAGUGUUACAAAAACACCAGCUCCGCGUGCUCCCGCAGUAGUCUAAUAAUCAAGCUGAAGGGAGGCAGAGAGACCUGUGUCUUGCCGACAGCCCAAUGGGUUAAUCAAUCUUUAAAGUCCAAGAAACCAUGCCUGCUAAAGUAAACACGAGUGGAUUUCCUUCCAUCCCGGACUCUGAAGACUGCAUGGCUUCACCUGUCCCCCGUCUCAGCC